AUGUGGGCAGCCGACGGGGCGGGCGCCGCUGCAGGGAGGCAGAGGACCAGAGGCGCAGCGCCCAUCAGCACCACCCAAGGCAGCGCCAGCCAGCCGGGGAAAUGCAGGAUGGAGACCCUUGAUGAGUUUGACAACGAGUAUCCGCUCAUCAUUUCCUUCUGCGAGCGGAUCUCCCCCCAGGAUUUCGAGAGGCAGGCUCUGAGCUACACUCAGAAAUCCCUGCAAGACCUUUUUAUCCAAAUGGAACAGAACCCAAGGAUCUGUGAGAAGGUGGUACGCAAGAGGAAACAAGCCGAGAACGAGGAAGCUGGCUUGGUGCAAUAUCUGAAGGCCAAGUUCUUCUCCAUGCUUCAGGGAAAUGUGAACUACAGUAACACGCCGAGCGAGGUGGAAAUGGAGGAGAAGGUGGCGCAGCUGAAGCGAGAGAUGGAGAGGGCCAGCAAAUAUGCUUGUGCAGCCAGGAAAGCAUCCCAGCAGGCGUCGGAGAUGAGGCUCUGGAAGAGCAUCCCAUUGGGAGGAUUCUGCCCCAGCCAAGCCAGAGUGCCUGACCCCGGUGCUGUCGCCAUGCCGCAGAUCUUUGCCUCUUUCCCCAAGCAGAUGGAGAGGUCCAACGUGGACCUGAAACAGCUGUGGGCUGGCAUGUCAUCUGUCAAUCAAAAGAGCAUGGUGGACCUGCGUCCCUUGAUGCUGAACCCUGGGGGUUUCCAUUCCUCGUUCCUGGGUACUAAUUCUGUCACCAGGCUGAAGUACUCGAGUUUUACAAGGACUCCUGGCAGUGAGCCCACCUCAUCUUCCCAAAGUGCCGGCCCCUCCAGCUCCGCCUCCUCAGUUUUCAACACUCCAGUGCUGGCCAAGUUCAAAGGCAACAAAGAUGACGGGAAGGAUAACGAAAACCCUGGCCCAGGUUCUCCCCCAGCAGGGGCCUAAAUCUCUUUUCGUGUAUGGGAAGAUGCUACGCAAAUUAAAGUGUGGUGCAAGCUCCAA
Molecule: messenger RNA, 984 nt
Organism: Hemicordylus capensis (graceful crag lizard)
Lineage: Eukaryota; Metazoa; Chordata; Lepidosauria; Squamata; Cordylidae
Exons: 7
Coding region: 1-927 (308 amino acids)
Source: RefSeq, a predicted model, not a curated record